UCAUCAACAUCAUCAUCUUCUACGAUAUCCUCAAUUCUCAUCCACUCUCUCUCUCUCUCCGUUUUCUUCCACUCAUCGAUCACCUUCUUCAUAUCUCAUCUCUCGCCCCAUCACUCCUUCCCCAUUCUGCUCUGCUUCAUGGCUUCAGCUGCUCUUUCGUCGCUGCAGGUUGGCUUCGGCAAGGGCUUCUCUGAGUUCUCCGGCUUGCGUAGCUCAUCAUCGUCUCUUCCAUUCGCCAAGCGCGUCAAUGACGAUUUCUUUUCGGUUAUUGCCUUCCAGACCUCUGUUGUUGGGGAAAGCAGGAGCAAGAGAGGAGUGGUGGAGGCUAAGGUCAAGGUCGCCAUCAAUGGAUUCGGAAGGAUUGGGAGGAACUUCCUGAGGUGUUGGCAUGGAAGAAAGGACUCUCCUCUCGACGUCAUCGCCAUCAACGACACCGGCGGCGUCAAGCAAGCCUCUCACCUCCUCAAGUACGAUUCAACCCUAGGCACCUUUGACGCUGACGUUAAGCCUGUCGGCGACAAUGCCAUCUCCGUCGACGGCAAGGUCAUCAAGGUCGUCUCCAAUCGCAAUCCGUCUAACCUCCCCUGGAAGGAGUUGGGGAUUGAUCUUGUGAUCGAAGGAACUGGCGUUUUCGUCGACAGAGACGGCGCAGGGAAGCACAUCGAAGCCGGAGCUAAGAAGGUGCUCAUCACCGCCCCGGGCAAAGGCGACAUUCCAACGUACGUCGUUGGUGUCAACGAAGGAGAUUACAAGCCCGACGAGCCGAUCAUCAGCAACGCCUCCUGCACCACCAACUGCCUCGCCCCAUUCGUCAAAGUCCUCGACCAAAAAUUCAGCAUUAUCAAGGGGACAAUGACGACGACUCACUCGUACACCGGCGACCAGAGGCUUCUCGACGCAAGCCAUCGCGACCUGAGACGUGCGCGUGCAGCAGCGCUCAACAUCGUGCCGACAUCGACGGGUGCAGCCAAGGCAGUUGCGCUCGUCCUCCCGCAGCUCAAAGGGAAGCUCAACGGGAUUGCCCUCCGUGUCCCGACACCCAACGUCUCUGUCGUGGACCUCGUCGUGCAGGUCGAGAAGAAGACGUUCGCGGAGGAAGUUAACGCCGCAUUCAGAGAGGCUGCAGACAAAGAGCUCAACGGCAUACUUUCCGUAUGCGACGAGCCCCUCGUCUCUGUCGAUUUCCGGUGCAGCGAUGUCUCAUCGACUGUCGACUCCUCGCUGACCAUGGUCAUGGGUGACGACAUGGUGAAGGUUAUCGCCUGGUACGACAACGAGUGGGGCUACUCGCAACGCGUCGUCGACCUCGCCGACAUCGUCGCAAACAAGUGGUGAUAAGUAUUAAGCUAAGAAGAUCAAAACAGAGAUUCCCCUGUUCUUUUCUUUCAUUCUUAUUCAAGAUCAUCAUAUAUCGGAGUUUACAUUAAUUAAGGAUGCAACGAUUUUUCGAUCA
Molecule: messenger RNA, 1453 nt
Organism: Andrographis paniculata
Lineage: Eukaryota; Viridiplantae; Streptophyta; Magnoliopsida; Lamiales; Acanthaceae
Product: glyceraldehyde-3-phosphate dehydrogenase A, chloroplastic
Exons: 5
Coding region: 139-1335 (398 amino acids)
Biological process (GO): glucose metabolic process
Cellular component (GO): apoplast; chloroplast
Molecular function (GO): NAD binding; NADP binding; glyceraldehyde-3-phosphate dehydrogenase (NAD+) (phosphorylating) activity
Source: RefSeq, a predicted model, not a curated record